Ochotona curzoniae (black-lipped pika) is the source of this 975-nucleotide messenger RNA. RefSeq names its product retinol dehydrogenase 16-like. Gene Ontology annotation, molecular function: oxidoreductase activity. The transcript has 4 exons. Bases 22 to 975 code for a protein of 317 amino acids. The record is from RefSeq and is a predicted model, not a curated record. NCBI's taxonomy places the organism in Eukaryota, Metazoa, Chordata, Mammalia, Lagomorpha, Ochotonidae.
CUGUGUGUCCCCUGAAAAGCCAUGUGGGGCUGCCUGGUGGCCCUCAUGGGCCUGUUCUUCCUGGUGCGCUGGUACCGCGAGAGGCAGGUGGUGAGCCAGCUGACAGACAAGUAUGUCUUCAUCACAGGCUGCGACUCGGGCUUUGGGAACCUGCUGGCCAGGCAGCUGGACAUGAGGGGCCUGAGGGUGCUGGCCGCAUGUCUGACAGAGAAGGGGGCUGAACAGCUGAGGCGGCAGACAUCGGACAGGGUGGAGACGGUGAUCCUGGAUGUCACACAGACGGAGAGCAUCACUGCGGCUGCCCAGUGGGUGAAGGAGCAUGUGGGAGACAGAGGACUCUGGGGACUGGUGAACAAUGCUGGCAUCGCCUUGCCUUCAGCCCCCAAUGAGUGGUUGACCAAACAGGACUUUGUGGACAUGCUCAAUGUGAACCUUCUGGGGACGAUUGAAGUGACUCUGAACCUGCUGCCCUUGGUGAGGAAGGCCCGGGGCCGUGUGGUCAAUGUCUCCAGCUUUUUGGGCCGUCUGUCACCAUUUGGUGGUGGCUACUGCAUUUCCAAGUACGGUGUGGAGGCCUUCUCAGACUCACUCAGGAGGGAACUCUCACCGUUUGGGGUGAAGGUGGCCAUGAUUGAACCCGGUUACUUCCAGACCAACAUAGUGGACAAAAAGAAAUUUAGGCAGUCUAUGGAGGCCAUAUGGAACCAGGCCAACCCCGAGGUCAAGAAGGUCUAUGGCCAGGAGUUUCUGGAAGCCUACAUUAAAUUGAGUCAUCUAUUGAAGCCGCUCUUUGGUCAGGACCUUCCCCUGGUGACUGACUGCAUGGAGCAUGCACUGACUGCAAGCCACCCCCGCACCCGCUACUCUGCUGGCUGGGACGCCAAGUUCUUCUACAUCCCUCUGAGCUACAUGCCCACCUGCCUGGUGGAUGCCAUGAUCUGCUGGUUGAGCCCGAAACCAGCUCAAGCCCUGUGA